This is a messenger RNA of Ixodes scapularis (black-legged tick), 6674 nucleotides long. Its product is annotated as TOM1-like protein 2. Gene Ontology annotation, biological process: signal transduction. Lineage: Eukaryota; Metazoa; Arthropoda; Arachnida; Ixodida; Ixodidae. Gene Ontology annotation, cellular component: endosome; membrane. The transcript is spliced from 15 exons. Gene Ontology annotation, molecular function: phosphatidylinositol binding; ubiquitin binding; clathrin binding. Bases 103 to 1689 code for a protein of 528 amino acids. The record is from RefSeq and is a predicted model, not a curated record.
UGUUGUGUGCUUGUGUGUGUGUCGCUUAUGGCCGUGACUCCGAUGUGAUAAGCUGUUUUGAUUCCAGCCACAAUCGUUCGGUAAAUCACGGAGGUGAUCAAGAUGUCAGCCCUCUUAGCGCAGCUCGGGGGCAACCCUUUCAACACCGUGGUGGGCCAAAAAAUAGAGCAAGCAACAGAUGCUUCCCUGGCCUCUGAAAACUGGGCUCUCAACAUGGAGAUCUGCGACAUUGUCAACGACACCGAUGAGGGACCAAAGGACGCCAUCAGGGCCCUGCGGAAACGGCUGACGCAGAACGCCGGCAAGAACUACACAGUCGUCAUGUACAGCCUCACCGUGCUGGAGACUUGCGUAAAGAAUUGCGGCCGCCGCUUUCACCUGCUGGUGGCCCAGAAGGACUUUGUCCAGGAACUGGUCAAGAUGAUUGGCCCCAAGAAUGACCCCCCCACCGCCGUUCAGGAGAAGGUCCUCAGUCUUAUACAGAGUUGGGCAGAUGCUUUCCGUGUCCAUCCGGAGAUGCAGGGGGUGGUCCAGGUAUACAGCGACCUCAAGAACAAGGGUGUCGAGUUUCCCAUGACCGACCUGGACACCAUGGCACCCAUUCACACCCCGCAGAGGAGCGUGCCGUUGACCGCAGCGCCCCCGUCGACACUGCCCGGCGUGCGUGGGGUGGCGAUGGCUCCGGCGGGGGGCCCCGUGCGCCCCCUGCCACAGCAGGCCGCCGGGAUGGUGCAGGUGGGGUCGCUGCCCCCGAGCCCCGUCACCCUGGGUCCCGAGCAGCUGGAGAAGCUGAAGCGGGAGCUGGAGGUGGUGCAGCGCAACAUGACCGUCUUCGGAGAGAUGCUCUCGGAGCUGGUGCCGGGGCAGGAGCAGCACAGCGACUGGGAGCUGCUGCAGGAGUUACAGAAGACUUGUCACGCGAUGCAGACGAGGGUGGUCGAUCUCGUAGACAAAGUGGCCAACGAGGAGGUGACCGGAGAGCUGCUGCGGCUGAACGACGACCUGAACAACCUGUUCCUCCGGUACGAGCGGUUCGAGAAGCGCAGGACUGCCAUCGUCACCGGCCAGGUGAAAGAAGGACCAGCGGCACCAGUGCCAACCGAGGGUGCCGGUGCCAACGUGGGUCCGCUGAUCGACUUGGGCGAGCCGGAAGUCACCGACGACUUCCAGAAGCUUGCCCUGGGCGUGACUGCAAGCACAGGUUCAAACCCGGCGGCCAAACCCUCGGGCGACGAGUUUGACAUGUUUGCGCAGUCGCGGCACGUCGGUCUCGAGCCGGGCAAGGCCGGGGGAAGUUCGUACGCCGACAACACCAGCGUCGACCAGCUCGGAGUUUCGCUCGGUGCGCUCGCCCAAGUCAGGGGGCAGAAGGUUGAGGCGGACGCACUGCACGAGUUUCAUAGGGAGAGGGAUUUUGACGAAAUGGAGCUGUGGUUGAAGGAGAAGCCUGUUGAGCCAGCAACAGGACAAGAGUCUAUAACCAGCACCGAGUUCGACCGGUUCCUGGCGGAACGGGCCGCCGCUGCGGAGCGUCUUCCGCCGGCUGCGUCUGCAACUUCGGGACCACUCGGACCACCCACCCCCGCACCGGUGUCCAUUGGCGGUCCUGCCAUGCCACCCGCACCACCGCCAUCUAGAAACCGUAUGGAGCGUGACGAGAAGACGGAAAACAGCCUGUUCGCCUUGUAAAGUGUUCGCGUGCCGCGUCCGGUCAUUUGGGUGGUCUCUCGGGAACCUGCCGGCUGCCAGAGGGGCUAUUGCUGUUCCAGUAAUGUAGACCACUUGCCCUUUAGUGACUCUUCCGGUGACUGUACACACGGUCCAGUACUGCGCUCCGACGCACGAUCCAGCUCACACAUCACCAGUGGCUACAAGUUAUUCUUUUGCAUGUACUGCACAGCCCACUCUGCUGUUCACAGAACUCAGCAUUCUGAUGAUGAAAUUUGAUGAUCCUGCUUGGUGAUCCAUUAACCCAACUCGCCGGCCGUUUUCGUGCAAAAUUCACUUCCCUCGUAGUUAACUCUGCUUACCUCUUGGGACUUCCUUACUAACGAUAAACGUUGCCCAGCGUCAAUGUUUCUGGUCCUAAAGCUUUUAAAUUUGGGGUGGCAAAAAUUCAAGGGUAAUACAGCUAAUAAACUCCAGUAGCAUUCAAAUUCACCCCUGUGGUAAGUUCUUCAGUGAUCCCGAUAGUUAGUUCGAACCGUGGAGUCUCCCUAGACCCAUGGAUACUCGUUCAGAUAACUGGCUAUUGUAUUUGCUUGCUGGUCUGCUGACUGGCAUCACUCAUCUUGAAUUAAUUGGGUAAUUGAAUUUAUGGUUUCUGAGUACACUUGGUUGCUGAAUGUGACCAGAGACAAAUUUGGAUCUGGGUACGAGAUUGGCUUAGUCCAGUGUGCGUUAUGUCAAGAAGGCAGUGUGCAACGGAUCUUGUGUUGCAAGUAUGUGAAGCGUAAAAUUAUCCAAUACCAAAUCUCUUUUCUGUUCCCUCUGGUACUCGCACCACCUGGUGCUGCCCAACAGUAUUUAAAGCAAGAAUGUGGAGGUAUGGAAGGUCAUGCUACUUGUUACUUGUCCGAGUUACCUUAUAGUGCUGUGGGCAGCUGGAUUUGGUAUUCUAUUUGUUCGUCCCUGAAACAUUUCCCGAAUCGGUCGGGAUCACCGGUGGAAGGUACCGAGAUGAGUUGCUAAAGGCUCGUUGGUCUUGCAUGACUACAAGGUGUACCAGACUGGAGUUUUGAAGGGGCGGGUAGCGGUAGCAGUUGUCGAGCACCACCCAAAUCGAACCCGGACAACAUGAGUGAAAGUCGUCCUCGCAUCUGUCUGUUUUUUCUCUCCCAAAACCCGUUCCGUUUUGCCGGGACAUAGUCUGCCGAUCCAAGGAGAGCAGGCCGCUUUUAGAAACGUCUGGGGCUCAAAUAAACGCGAGUCGCUCUCAAAUGCCUCCAUGCCAAUCACUGUCAUGCGCUUGGGUGGCACAACAAUUACGUGGCGUGGUUGCUCAGCAUAGCGUGAGUGAUGGCGCGUCGGAUGUCGUACGGCAAAGAAAGCUUGCAGCGGGGUACCUUGUUUACGGUUGUGUGCAUGUUUUUCAGGGCCCUCUGUUAACCGCUUUGCGCUUGAUACACCAUGUGUUGAAGUUAUUUAGCAGUGGCACGACGUCAGGAGCUGGAUAACCCCACGCUGCUCUUAAUGACCCGAGGCUCUCACUUGAGCUCCCUAAGACUCGUGCUGAGCUAUUUCCCUUUAGCUGGUUAGCUGCUUGCUGCCAUUUCCUUAACUUUUUUUAACUAAUUGGUGUUCAGGUUGUAAGCUAGGAGUGUCAGUUAUGUAAAAAAAAAUGGUUUAGUGGUCCCGUCUGCAUGCGCAGUCUGCAAACUGAAAGAUAAAUUGCGAGUUCAAAGAAUUUCGCUUCGGUGGCCGAACGUUCAGUUUUUGUGGCAAGUCGAGCAACCCCAAGUUGGGCGCCAAAUUUCGUCAUACAGUUGUCAUACAAGGUUUUUUAUUUGUCUUUUUUACUGCUGAAACAUUUUUUCUUACUGGUUACCCUUGCUGCAAACUUUAUUUCCUAAUAAAAAAGUUUCUUGAAUAUCUUAUUUAUAUAUUUACACAUAUUGUCUUUCUAAUUUUGAAAGUGGCAGAGUUACAAAGCAGUUGAUAGUAUCUGGGCCAGGGGUGGCCAAACUGCUGCUCGCAAAGCCGCAUGCAGCUCUUCGCUGGUCCAAGUGCGCCCUGCGGCUCCCUGGUAAGCUUGCCCCACUUCCCGUUCUAUGUCCCCAAAACAAAAAAAAGUUAAUUUAAAAAAAAUAUAUAUAUUCACUGUUUUGGCAGUUUUGUAUUACACUACGUGCAUACAGCUGGACUGCAUUUUAAUACAUAGAUGUGUUUAGUAACCAUGUUUCCUUUAUUGUUUUAGAAAUAAUUUUGAACCAUAUACACAUAAUGGGCAUCAAGGGUAGUGGUUGGCCAGCGAACCAUGCAUUCAUUUUUGCUUAGCGGUUAAAGAAACUCUCCGCUGCCCGGUGUUAUUUGUUGUAGUCGAGGAUUAUACAUCUCCCUUUUAAAAAGGACUGUUCCCUUCAUAUUGUUUCUUGAUAAAGGUAACCCCCCUCCCCCCCCCCCCCCCCUUUUUUUUCCUGCGGCUCUCUGAACUUUUGUAGUUUUGUCUGCGGCUGUAACCCGAUGUCACCGUGGCCACCCCUGAUCUAGACGUUGCCUGUUCGUUUGUUUUUAGUCAAUUGUGGCCUGCUUUUCUGAAGAAUUAAUUAUUAUCAUGUUAAUGGAUGACCUUGCAAGAUUUCUAUGCUAGCCGAGGCUCCGGCCACACAAACAGAUUUAGGUAGGUCAGGCUUGGGGGGGGGGGGGUAGGCAGGCAUUUUGCAGGUGGGGGGGGGGCGUUACGGCGGAAACGGUGCCCAUAUCUAUUUUGUUGAUCCAAUAUUUGCUAUCUCACCAAAAUCUAAACUUUUGGCUAAUGUAUAUCAAUAUUUUCAUUAAAGGAAAGUUGACCUGGGGGGGGCAUAGAGAGGUCAAUCGCCCCCCCCCCCCCCCCUCCCCGAAAUUCAAUCCUGCGGCCACUUUGGUUUGCAAACACUAGAGUGAGCUUUGUCGGUGUUCAAGCAUUGCUAAUCCAAAUCUUUUGGAUUUACAUUCAGACAAUGCUGUUCCUUUGACUAGUAAAUGUUGUUCAACGGCUGGCACCAUAGGAGCCUGUUGAGACCAUUAACAAGGUGUUUCACAGGGAAAACCAGGGUUGUCAGAUUAUCUAGCAUGGGUGCAGAGUAUGUGAUGCAUUUCUCAUUUCGGCUAAAUUUGAAAGUGUUUGGUGCUACAAGUCGGCUGAAAUGAGGCUUGAAUGACAAAACUUCAUGUCAUUCCUACAACAAUUUUUUAUGCUUUUAUACUUUUUCUUAAAGUAGAGCAUUGAAGAAUUUUUUAAGUGCUCCAAUAUUGGUGUUUAACUUGGCUAAUUUAUGCAAACCUCUAGAGUUGUGGUACAGACUUUCUUUACUUACUCGCGUUUUGAGCUGUAUUUGAAUUUUGUAGAACACUUUGCGAGUUUUGAUUCUCAGAAAGUUUAGAAUGUAAUAAUAAUUAAAAUAUGAAGACUUUUUUUUUUUCACUUUGUGAACAGUAGUCACUAAACAUUGCUAUCCUCUCAAACCUUCUGAAUGACUUUGUUGCAGCACACUUCUCUGCUCCUUAAACUUCAAUCUUUAGUUCUUCUGAAGGGUAUGGCAGUGAGCCCAGUUGAUCAAUUUGUAUUUUGGUACAGGCCUUUUUGCCUCCCUAAUUUUUAUUAAAUUAUCUUCUAAAGAAUCCUGAGCAUUGUUGCAUGACCAGAGGGGACAUAUUGGUUGCUGGCCUACUCGAACUUCGAUAGAUACGACCGCGCAUUGCUGUGCUCGUGAAAUGUAUUCGAGAGUUGCCUAUUCGCCUCCUGAACAUACCUUUAUAACAGAAUUUUUUUUUUACAUUGAAGGAUAGAGAUUGUUAUAUUCUGCACACUUAUGUCUUUUGUUUUCUAGUUUGCAGGUGUGUAUGUUGUCCAACGUGCUCCACUUGUUUUUAUGCCUCUUCAACUAGAGGCACGUCAUGGUGGCCUGCUCUUUUGAGGGUGCUUGCAAGACUAUAACUUGAAAAAGGAAACAUUACCUUUCUAUCUAUUUUUUUUUUUUUUUUUUUGGACUACCUUUGGGAGUUCCUCUCACAUUCAAACAAUGCUAAUCUAUAUCCUUCAGAUUAGCAUCUAUGAGCUUUGAGAGCCUACCUUAUAUUACUUGGAAUGUACAUAUUCCAAAGUUCCGGCGCGCGAGGAAAAACAUUGCCAUGUGCGAUCUCCGUUGUUGUUUUAAAAACCGGAACUCGGCAAGUGUUUUUAUUGACGUGGUGGAUGGCUGUGUCUUUAGUUGCCAGACGGUUUGUGGUGCCGCGAGUUCAUGGUUGUGUACAUACUACGCGCAGGUGUACAAUUGUCUCGGCAUGGGUCUGAAUGGCUGUGGUUCGUGUGCGUUUAGGCUGGGUUUUCGUAGCAAGUGUUGGGGCAUCUAGUGUUUCUGGGUAGGUUGUCCAUGUUUGGAAGUUCAAAUGGUGGAGCCAUGGGUGUUUGAGAAGACGUUGUACAGUUGCUGGCAAUGGAGCGAUGCUCUUGUGCUUAGAGUGAGCAUUUUUUUUCGAGGACAUUCAUACCCGUGUAGCAGUGUUCCUGUUUGGAAAGCUUAAAACAUGUCUAUUGUGUAUAUAUAUAGAGUAACCUAAUAUUAUCCGUUAUGAUAGUGUUCCAGCAUGUUUCUGUCGAAGAAUCCGCUACAUUAUUGCUUUCUUUGUGCUCUUUUUGGGAAAGAUAUUUUAGUGAGAAAAUUAUAAGUAUUGGUUUCAUAUCGUAGGGCAUGUCGGAUUCUGGACGCCGUACUUCUUUUGCAAUGGUGGUUGCCGUCUUUAUGUAUUAGGUGCCUAUUUUUUGCGUGUAUGUUUUUAGUGCUGCAUAUCAUUGGAAGAGGUGUUGACAUCAUAUUCGCUUCUACUGAAUUUAUUUCCUCGGAUCGGUGGCUUGCAUGUGUGCAUGUUCUUUUUUUUUUUUUUUUUUUCUUAAGUUAUUUACCAGAUUAGCUGCCUCUAGCAUUCUUUGUUCAGUUGUCUUUGUCGAUGGAGAUAAUAAACUUUGAACACUCUAA